CAGUCUUUGGAAUUGGGUUGAACUUAAUCAUUGGUGCAACAAGAAGAGGCACAUCCUGGAACAACGUUACACUGUUGAGAGUUACUCAAGAGGAAAAAAGAUCAAACCUUCUUUAUAAAUUGACGGAAUUAAUUGAAAAAAAGGACCAAUUGUGAUGUUUAUGGGACAUAUUGGAGUGCCAACAAAGAAGCUCGUCAAAGCCUCCAUGGACACUACUAUCACAGACACACAGAAGCCUUUCUCUUUGGACCCCUACCAUGUCUCUGAGGAAUUUGGCUUCAUCCUCCCUGCACCCCUGGCAGAGUUGCCGCCAUACUACCAGCCCUGGAUGGACAUUGCCCAGCAUGUUACAGAGCUCAUUUACUCUCACAUGCUGCGCUCCCACAUUCUCAAGAUGCCCCUGCUGAACACCCAACUCCUGGAGAGCCACAGAGAGCUGCGUCUGGCCCACUUGGCCCUGGGUGUGAUGACCAUGGGUUACGUGUGGCAGGAGGGGGAGGAUGACACAGUCAAGAUGCUUCCGCGCAACCUGGCCAUUCCAUACUGUGAGGUGUCUCAGCGCCUCGGACUUCCUCCCAUCCUUACCCAUGCAGACGCAAUACUGGCUAACUGGAGGAAGAGGGAUCCACAGGGACUGUUUGACAUGGAGAACUUGGAACUGCUUGUCACGCUACCUGGUGGGGACAGUGUGAGAGGGUUCUUCAUGGUCACUCUGCUAGUGGAGCUGGCUGCAGUGCCAGCCAUUAAGAGUAUUCCUUUGGUUAUUAAUGGGGUCCAGUGCGGUGAUGCUGAGACUGUAACCAGAGCACUAGAGGAAUUCAGCCAGGCCAUACAGGGCAUGACAGAUGCACUUAAACUGAUGCAUGAUGUCUCUUAUGUUGUUCCAGUGUAUGUCAAACCAGAAGUCUUCUAUGGCAUUAUGAGGAUCUAUCUGUCUGGGUGGAAAGACAACUCCUCCAUGCCAGCUGGGUUGGUGUAUGAGGGCGUCCAGGCAGAGCCUAUGGAGUAUUCUGGUGGGAGUGCUGCCCAGAGCAGUCUGCUGCACUGCUUUGAUGAGCUGCUGGGUGUCAAACAUGAAGCAAUGAGUGGUGCCUUUCUGACCCGUAUGAGGAACUACAUGCCCCCUUCCCACAAGCGUCUGAUCCAGGACAUAUCUCUGCAGCCCUCCCUGCGAGGCUUUGUCCAGCAGCAGGCCUGUGAGCCGCUAACCGCAGCCUUCCAGCUCUGUGUGACCAAGCUGCUUGCCCUCCGCAACUACCACAUCAACGUGGUCAGCCUCUUCAUCAUUGUGCCCGCUGCCCGUGCCCGACAGCUCCGAAACCAGGGGAACAUUUCCCAGGAGGAGACUGUCAGCAGGGCACCCAGGGCACUGGAGGAGAAGGGCACUGGCGGAUCGGACAUCAUGAGCUUCCUAAAGACUGUAAGGGACCGCACACGGGACGUCUUUAAUCUAAAAUAGAAUGUAAAAUAUGUAUCGGAUGACUAGUCCAGACCGACUGUGCUCAUACCACAAUCCCCAAUUCCUGCAUGAGGGUCAGACGCCUUGACUUUUUCUACAUUUUGUUAUGUUUAAGUAUUAUUCUAGAAUUGAUUAAAUAGCCUUACGUUUUCAUCUUCUGUUUGACGAUAAUGGGAUGGACGAAAGCAUCACACCAAAUUCCAUCAGAGACAUGCCAUGAGACAUAAAGUGUUCAGGAAAAACGGGCUUAUUCUUAAUGUCUGUAGUCAUUGUGUAUACAAUCUAUUUCCAAGUAGGGCACUAACAUUUUUAGCACAGUGGAUAUAAACUGCCAUUGUCUGUCCUCUAUAUAAAGGUGUCUUAUCUCCAUCAGGGAGUUAUUUCAGAACACAAUGCAGUGGAGUGAAGCUCCAUCAGUUACCAGAGAUAUUCCUUCACUCCUCUAGACCAGCGCUCCUCCUGCCCACAUACACCCCUCACAUGCCCCAGCUAUCAUUUCCUGGAGUGAUAAAGCAUGGAAUACCCAAAGAAAUAAAGAGCCGGAUUGUGCCAUGAAUGGCCUGUGUGCCGUGGCAUUAUCUUCAACUUUCCUGGCUCGCCUCCAUUGGCGUUUCAUUACAAUAACUGUCAGGCACCAUCAGAUAAAGCUGGUGAUGUGUGUCAAUCUGCCAUGGAAAUCCAAUUCCACAAACGUGACUGAUCUAUCUUACCCUCCCUCUUCUCCCACAUACUAAAUAGGGAGGACAUGCAAAAACAAGAGAUUGUCAUUGAGGGGGAAAUGAUAUCAGGCAUCUGUCCCAAAAGCCAUGUUUUUAUGGGCUGUAUACUAGUUAUUUUUCACUAAACAAGCAAACAGAGAAGGAAAGAGCUCCUUUACUUACUCACACAUACCUCUUUUACAAUCGGAGAAACUGAGUAGUAAACAUGACAGGAAGGGAGGGACGGUCAGACAGACAGACAUACAGGAGAGUAGAGUAGAGAAUAAGAAGGGAGGGAGAGAAUUGGGUGGCGAAAAAUAAAAUACUGCACUCACAUGUCGCAGUGAUCUGAUUAGAGCCCUCUUCUGCAGCCAAAGCAAAUAAUCCCUUCCUUAUUACCUCAGCGUGGAGGAGUCCCUGACAACCCUCCAGUAAACACUGGCCAUCUCUAAGGAUCUGUUCAUUGUGUGUCCGGGCCUGUUAGGCCUGUCUGUCACGUGGGAGAGGGUUCAGUGGAGCUUUUUCAGGGGACGUGAUAUACAAACACACACAAAAACAUACGCAAACCCUUUAUUCUUUCAUAUGUUGUUAAUUCAAGGUGAGUCCAUUGUAUUGCCUAUGUUGUUAUAAAACAUUUGCGAUCACAAUGGAAAAACUACAUGGUGAAACCCCACCUUAACCUAUGGCCAUGGAAAUCAACCUAGAGAUGGGGGAUUUAUUGGUCUCUGUCCUCAUUCUGUAGUGUUGGCACAAGGUCCUGUAACAGCUGUCAAACCUCCAUAAGAUAAUGUAAAUUUAGUAAUAUUGCUGUCAAUGAUUGUAUUGCACUGUAUUAAACAACCUGGAAUUUCA
This is a messenger RNA of Oncorhynchus kisutch (coho salmon), 3009 nucleotides long. Its product is annotated as indoleamine 2,3-dioxygenase 2. Gene Ontology annotation, molecular function: metal ion binding; L-tryptophan 2,3-dioxygenase activity; heme binding. Bases 155 to 1459 code for a protein of 434 amino acids. Gene Ontology annotation, cellular component: cytoplasm. Gene Ontology annotation, biological process: 'de novo' NAD+ biosynthetic process from L-tryptophan. The transcript is spliced from 12 exons. The record is from RefSeq and is a predicted model, not a curated record. NCBI's taxonomy places the organism in Eukaryota, Metazoa, Chordata, Actinopteri, Salmoniformes, Salmonidae.